AGAGAGAGAGAGAGAGAGAGAGAGAGAGAGAGAGAGAGAGAGAGAGAGAGAGAGAGUGAAGGAAGCAACGAAAAUGGCAAACAGUGGUUUGAAGAAAAUGCUAAACUUAGCAAUCGGUGAAGGAUUGACUUCUGCACGAGCCAAUAUAUUCGGUCAUAUAUUGAACCCAACUGGCAAGAAAUCUGGUCACAAGGUUUGGCGUAUGAAAUUGUUUGGUCAAAAAGUUGCUGAAUGGUAUCCUCAUGAUAUCAACAAAGAUGAUCCUCUUGUUAUGGCUCGUCAACAACAAGAACGCUUAUCAAAGCUUGAAAUGUUGAAGCGUCGAGGAAAAGGGCCACCAAAGAAGGGACAAGGAAGGCGUGCUGCAAAGCGCAACAAAUAAAUUAUACUCUUGCCUGUAUGGAAUUUUUGUUGUUGGUAUAUUGUCAGAAAUGAAAGUAGUUGUUUCUGCAAACACCUUGAAUUUGAUUUAUUUUAUCAGAAUGAAUGAUUUCUUCUUGCCUUUUUCAUUUGAGAGUUGAAACCAUCAGGCUAAUUUGGUUGGAGAUUUUGAAAGGUUGAAUGCUAUCACAAGGUUAUAAAUAGCCUUUUUCAUAUUGAUUUUGUUAUUAAAGUCUUAAUGUAUGAAUUGUUUACUGUUU
Messenger RNA from Trifolium pratense (red clover), 641 nucleotides. Its product is annotated as 28S ribosomal protein S33, mitochondrial-like. NCBI's taxonomy places the organism in Eukaryota, Viridiplantae, Streptophyta, Magnoliopsida, Fabales, Fabaceae. Gene Ontology annotation, cellular component: mitochondrion. The coding region runs from base 74 to 382 and encodes 102 amino acids. The transcript has 2 exons. The record is from RefSeq and is a predicted model, not a curated record.